This is a messenger RNA of Oncorhynchus nerka (sockeye salmon), 3107 nucleotides long. Its product is annotated as utrophin-like. NCBI's taxonomy places the organism in Eukaryota, Metazoa, Chordata, Actinopteri, Salmoniformes, Salmonidae. The record is from RefSeq and is a predicted model, not a curated record. The coding region runs from base 1302 to 3107 and encodes 601 amino acids. Gene Ontology annotation, cellular component: plasma membrane. Gene Ontology annotation, biological process: synaptic signaling. Gene Ontology annotation, molecular function: protein binding. The transcript has 14 exons.
GGAGAGGAAGAGAGGGAUAAAAAAAAAAGAACCGUUGAGGAAGAAAAAUUGUUGGUACUCUACUCAAAGGUUCCUCAAAGCAGUGUGAAAGAGGAAGAGAGAAGAGGAAGAACAACUGCUCCCAUUACCACUCUGCAAGGAGAUCUGCAGUGGACAGGAACUUCUCUGCAGAGCUCCAUGACAUAGAGACCAGCUUGCCAGAAUCUCUCUCCAGGAUCGUGAUUCUGAUCAGGGGCUUCAAUCAUUGGACACGUGGCCUGGGGCUCCAGAGAGGAGAAAGAGACAUUCUUUCACUAACUGGCCCUGCCUUGGCUGUGAAUAGAAGGGUGUGAGAGGGAGUCCAGGCUGGGACAGGGGGCUAGUAGUAGGGCUAAGACUGCAUAACCCUGUCUCUCUCUGUGAGAGUGUGUCUGAUGUGUGUUUGUGUUUCCUCUGCAGUGUGUUAGCAUUACCUUAGUAAGAGAGGAAUGAGAGGUCGGCAGACCAUGUGCCUCUUUGUGUUGCCUCCUGUCACCUGAGUGUGUUUGUGUGUGUGCAAGGAUAGUGUGUUUUUUAUCUGAGUAAUUGAGAACAAACACUCGUCCCUACCACGGGUUGGAGUGUAAACCUCUUCCUUAGUGACCGGAGAAGCAGUGGAGGAAGGGAGAGAAAAAGGGAAGGAAUAAGAGGAAAAGCUUGAACAUUUCUUCAGAUUCUCAGUCUUUCCACCUCAGUCUACAAACCUCUCGACAGCACUUGGAUAGUUCCCUCCAGUCUCCAGACCUCUACCCUGACCCCUGAAAUUCUAUCCCAGCUCACGGACUUCUUCCCCAGCCUACAGACCACCUCAGACAGCCUGUCACCUCCUACAUCCUACCCAGCCUCAGCCCAGCUCUCAGGACAUCUAACCCCAGGCUUGAGGCAUGACAGCAGGAUAGCUACGGCUCCCUUCUUAGCCUGUGUUCCAUCGAGGAGGAUGCUUCUAUCAUCUAGCCGAGCAGGGCGAACACACACACUGACACACACAUGGCGACUAGGGGUAUGUGAAGUGUGUAUGUCGCCGGGUUGGAUAGCCCGAAUUUGUGUUUUGAGCUCUAGAUUUAAUUGUAUUUGUAUUUUGAGAACUGUUUUUGAUCAUAUUUGGAAUGGAUUGAUUGCGGUUCAAGUACUGACCUUGACCCUGUUUUGAAAGCUGGGUUUGACCGUAACCACUGGAGGACUACCCUAACCCCAGCGACCCUUCUGUGCCUUUUGUCCUCUGUGACCUCAGAGACAAUGUAGAAGUGAGGGUGAGGGGGAGGAGACUCAUCCUAGAGCCGAAGAUGAUUGGCUUGAACUUCACCUUGCAAGAGCUCCUCAGGAAAUUUGAAGAGGAUAUCCAGGCAGAGAUCGAUGCCCAUAAUGAUAUCUAUAAGAGUGUGGACGGGAAUAAGCCCAAGAUGGUCAAGUCCCUGGGAACGUCUGAGGAGGCAGUGUUUCUGCAGCACCGACUGGACGACAUGAACCAGCGCUGGAGCGACCUCAAGACCAAAUCUGCAAACAUACGGGCUCACCUGGAGGCGAGUGCGGAGCGUUGGAGUCAUCUUCAGAGCCUGCUGGAGGAGCUGUGGAGGUGGAUCUGUCUGAAGGAGAAGGAACUGGCCAAACAGAUGCCCAUAGGAGGAGAUGUCCCCACCCUGCUGCAGCAGCACAACCACUGCAAGGUGUUGCGGUCGGAGCUGAAGGACCGCGAGCAUGUUGUGGCCAAUACACUGGACCAGGCACACACAUUCCUGGCUGACCAGUCCAUCGAGGGGCCGGGAGAACCAUGCAAGAACCUACAGCCCAAAACAGACCUGACUCCAGAGGAGAAGGCGCAGGGUGUGGCCAGGGCCAUCAGGAAGCAGACAGCGGAGGUGCAGGAGCGUUGGGAGCGUCUGCAGGACCACGCUGGUGGAUGGCAGAGUCAGGUAGAAAGGGCAUUUGAGAGGCUACAAGAGCUCCAGAGCAACAUGAACCAGCUGGACCUGCGGCUAGCCAGGGCAGAAGAGACCAAGGCUGGCUGGCAGCCUGUAGGAGACCUGCUCAUAGACUCACUGCAGGAACACAUAGAGAAGACCACGGCUUUCAAGGAAGAGAUGGCCCCUCUGAGGCAGGACGUGAAUGUGGUGAAUGAGCUGUCUGGUGAACUAGCUUCUCUGGAUGUGCAGCUGUCCUCCACCUCCUCCAGGCAACUGGAUGACCUCAACAUGCACUGGAAACUACUACAGGUGGCCAUUGAAGAGAGACUAAAGGUCCUUCAGGAAGCCCACAGAGACUUUGGCCCUUCCUCCCAGCACUUCCUAUCCACCUCUGUGCAGCUCCCGUGGCAGAGGGCGCUCUCUCAGAAUAAGGUUCCGUACUACAUCAACCACCAGACUCAGACUACCUGCUGGGACCAUCCAAAGAUGACAGAGCUCUACCAAUCGCUUGCCGACCUAAACAACGUGAGAUUUUCCGCUUACAGAACAGCCAUGAAAAUCCGCAGGCUACAGAAAGCACUAUGCUUGGACCUCUUGGACCUGAAGGUGGCCCAGAGCACCUUUGAACAACACAAGCUUACCCAGAAUGCCCAGCUGCUGACAGUGCCUGAUGUGAUCAACUGUCUGACAUCCAUUUAUGACGGGCUGGAGCAGCAGCACAAGGACCUCGUCAAUGUUCCGCUUUGUGUCGACAUGUGUCUCAACUGGCUGCUAAAUGUCUAUGACACUGGACGCAGUGGGAAGAUUCGUGUCCUGUCCAUGAAGAUAGGAUUGCUCUCGCUCUCCAAGGGCCAUCUGGAGGAGAAAUACAAAUACCUGUUCAGUCAGGUGGCAUCGUCAGGGGAUAAGUGUGACCAGAGACAGCUGGGUUUGUUGCUCCAUGACGCUAUCCAGAUACCACGGCAACUAGGAGAGGUCUCUGCCUUCGGAGGGAGCAACAUUGAACCCAGUGUCCGGAGCUGCUUCCAACACACAAUUUCUUCCACGAGUCCCAAGAGUUCCCUCUUGGGAGACGCUGUAUGGACACAUCUGGUGCCGAAAUUGAUGACGUAUGUUGCACAGCUGAGAGUCAAGUGGAGACGAAUGGAUUUGGUUCAGUCAGUCGUCCAGAAGAGCCCUCCCAGCUAG